AUGAGGUCUUCAAUAUACCGUCGCGAAAGAUACGAUAGUUCGGAGACCGAGCCGUUGCUUCCCGCUAUUCCGGUUUUAACACAAAAUAAUGAGGGAACAGGCAAUAACGGUAUGGCAGAGGUGGGGGUUUCACAGUCGGCUCUCGUGGAGCCUCGAGAGGAAGGCGGACGGAAACUACCACAGUAUAUAGCAGCUUUAUCAGCGACCCUAGGGGCUUUGGCUGCGGGAUCAAUGCUAGGAUGGUCAUCGCCAGUUGUAUACAGAAUAACUCAGGCAAAUAGCACCGAAUAUGACUUUGAUGUUUCCAGUACUCAAGGAGAUUGGGUUUCCUCGCUGAUAAAUCUUGGAGCAGCAGCGGUUUGCUUUCCCAUCGGACUCAUCAUGGAUGCCAUCGGCCGGAAAACAACCAUGCUGUUGUUAGUCAUACCUUUCACUGUUGGUUGGCUUUUGAUAACCCUAGCAACAAAUGUAGGAAUGCUUAUGGCAGGAAGGUUUAUCACUGGUGUGGCUGGUGGUGCGUUUUGUGUUACCGCCCCCGCAUAUACUAGUGAAAUAGCCCAGGAUUCUAUAAGAGGCACCCUGGGAAGCUUCUUCCAGUUGAUGGUCACAGUUGGUAUAUUAUUCGCUUAUACGGUAGGCAGUUCCACUUCGGUGUUGGUAUUCAACAUCCUGUGUACAUUGAUUCCCAUAAUUUUCGGUGUAAUAUUCUUCUUCAUGCCCGAAAGUCCUAAAUAUCUGGUCAACAAAGGAAAAUUUGAUGAUGCGAAAAAUUCUUUGAUUAAAUUACGCGGCAGCAGUUACGACGUCGACAGUGAAUUGAACUUACUGCGGGAGAAAUAUGAAGAGUCUUUGAGUAACAACGUGUCAUUCUUGUCAGCGAUUACUAAAAAGACGGCGUUAAAAGCUAUCCUGAUAUGUUACACUCUCAUGGUCAUACAACAAUUGUCGGGUAUUAACGCGGUGAUUUUCAACACAUCACAAAUAUUCGACAGCGCUGGCGCGACAAUACCGGCUGCGAUCGCGACGAUUAUUAUCGGCGUCAUCCAAGUGAUUGCUACUUUAGUAUCCAGUUUGGUUGUUGACAAGUUAGGCAGACGUAUACUUCUUCUAUUCUCUGUACUAGUUAUGUGCUUAUGUUCCACGGCUCUCGGUGUGUUCUUCUUCUUGAAGGAUACUCACGGCGGAGAGUCUUCGAUAGUUCAAGCGAUAUCGUGGCUACCGCUGUUAUCUCUGUCUCUUUUCAUUAUUGCUUUCUCUCUCGGUUCCGGACCGAUCCCGUGGAUGAUGGCCGGUGAUUUGUGCCUGAUCGACAUCAAAGCCUUCGUUAGUUCAACCGCUGGUACCCUUAACUGGUUGUUAAGUUUCACGGUGACCCGAACCUUUAACGCUCUAAACACUGCCAUCGGUCCCGGACAAGUCUUCUGGAUGUUUGCCGGUAUUAUGGUAGCAGCUUUCAUAUUUAUAUUCUUCGUCGUACCUGAAACUAAAGGCAAGAGCGUCGAUGAAAUUCAACUGUUGUUGGGAGCGGAACAACAGCCACAGACUAACGGAGAAAAAAAAUAG
This is a messenger RNA of Danaus chrysippus (African queen), 1563 nucleotides long. NCBI's taxonomy places the organism in Eukaryota, Metazoa, Arthropoda, Insecta, Lepidoptera, Nymphalidae. The record is from the annotation of a GenBank genome assembly.